AGGUAUCAACAGUGUAGUAGAUCGAGAGAGAAUCCUGACGGGCCGAGGUUCCUUUGGAUUCUGUGAACCUAUGCUUGUUGCUAUCCUUCCACACUUGAACCCUACUCCCCUUAGGGCUUUUCUUUCUCAUUGGCUGGCAUUUCCCCAUCCCUUUAGAGAAUAAUAAGGCCAUGGGAGCAAGCUAAUAAGUUCCUAAGAAGCCCAUAUCUCCUUCCUGUCUGCCUUGAAAACCCGGCAUAAUUUCACUUAAAAACGACCAAUAGUACCACCACCCUCACACACACAAAAAAAGAAGAGACUCUCUUGCUUGUUAUCACAAAGCAAACUCAUUUCUCUGAGCUUUUGCUGGAUUUUAGGUGCCUUUGUGCAGCCUUUAUUCUGAUUUUGUUUCUCUUUUUCUGUUUCCAUUACCACCAACUCGGUGCUGUUAAAGCCACCUACUUAGCAUCAUUUCUGGUCCUUGGACAAGCCACCUUCUUUCCAACUCAAACCACCAGUCCUCUCUCUCUUUCUCUCUUCUGGGCCCAAGAGAUUCUGAAGCAGAGCGCAACUGUGUGGAGCUCCUGUCUUCUUCUUCUUCUUCUUCUUCUUCUUCUGGCACAAGAACAUAUCUGAGAUAGCUCCCAUUCAUUAAAGAAACCAUCUUGGGUCUGCUUCUCUGGCUUUCUUGCUGGUAUACCUGUCCCGAGUUAAACCAAAAGCUUGAGAGCUCGGCGUUUGGGUUUCCUUCUGUUUUGCUCUGUCGUUUGAAGCCAAAUCGAUAGUUCAUUCUCUUCUCCAACUUCUCUUCCGAACCUCGUCGACAGGAUGAUCUCAGCUGCCGAUCUCUACCACGUCCUCACGGCGGUAGUCCCGCUCUACGUCGCCAUGAUCCUGGCCUAUGGCUCCGUCAAAUGGUGGAGGAUAUUCAGCCCCGACCAGUGCUCCGGCAUCAACCGCUUCGUCGCGCUCUUCGCCGUCCCCCUCCUCUCAUUCCACUUCAUCUCCACCAACAACCCAUACGCCAUGAACUACCGCUUCAUCGCUGCCGACUCCCUCCAGAAGCUCAUCGUCCUCACGGUCUUGGCCAUUUGGGCCAAAGCCAGCUCCAGAGGCUGCUUGGAGUGGACUAUAACACUCUUCUCGCUUGCCACGCUUCCAAACACCCUGGUGAUGGGCAUUCCCUUGUUGAAGGGAAUGUAUGGCUCGGAUUCGGGGAGCCUCAUGGUCCAAAUCGUUGUCCUCCAAUGCAUAAUUUGGUAUACAUUGAUGCUCUUCUUGUUUGAGUACAGGGGAGCUAAGCUUCUGAUCACCGAGCAGUUCCCCGACACGGCCGGCUCGAUAAUUUCCUUCCGGGUGGACUCCGACAUCAUCUCCCUCGACGGCAAGGAGCCGCUGCAGACCGAGGCCGAGGUUGGGGAGGAUGGCAAGCUCCACGUCACGGUGAGGAAGUCGACGAGCUCGCGCUCGGAGAUAUACUCCCGGCGAUCCCACGGGCUGAAUUCCGGCGUCUCCAUCACUCCCCGCCCGUCCAAUUUAUCCAAUGCCGAGAUAUAUUCCCUUCAGUCGUCGAGAAACCCGACGCCGAGGGGGUCUAGUUUCAAUCACACCGAUUUCUAUUCGAUGGUGAACGGGAGGAACGCUAGUGGUGUGAGCCCUAGGCAUUCUAACUUCGGGAAUGCGGGCUUCGACGAGGAGAGCGGUGGGGCGGCGGCGGCGGCGGUGGCGGCGGGAUUUCCGAAGGCGAAUGGGGUGGCGGGCGGCUAUCCGGCGCCGCCGGGCACCGGGAUAUUCUCUCCCGUGGGGCCGAAGAAGAAGGUGGCUGGGGGUGAGGGGGGGAAGGACUUGCACAUGUUUGUCUGGAGCUCGAGCGCAUCGCCGGUGUCGGAGGGAGGGAUUCACGUGUUUAGAGGGGGGGAAUUUGGAAAUGAGCAUGGGGGAGCAGCUCACCCGACCGAUCACCACCCAAAAGAUGCCUAUGAUGUAUACGGUCGCGAUGACUUCAGCUUCCAGAACAGAGCUGGUACUCAGGGAAUGGACUCUCUGCAGAAGGAUGGGCCUAGUCUCUCGAAGCUCGGUUCCAAUUCCACAGCUGAACUCCACCCAAAAUCUGGGGCUGAUGAGGAAGUCAAGCCGACUUCAAUGCCUCCUGCCAGUGUGAUGACCAGGCUUAUUUUGAUCAUGGUCUGGCGAAAGCUGAUUAGAAAUCCAAACACCUACUCCAGCCUGAUUGGUGUCAUCUGGUCUCUAGUUUCUUUCAGGUGGAAUAUUGAAAUGCCGGCAAUUAUCGCUCACUCAAUCUCCAUUCUAUCCGAUGCAGGGCUUGGAAUGGCCAUGUUCAGUCUUGGUUUAUUUAUGGCAUUGCAACCAAGGAUUAUUGCCUGUGGCAAUUCAGUUGCUGCAUUUGCAAUGGCUGUCAGAUUUGUUACAGGACCUGCUGUCAUGGCUGCGGCCUCAAUUGCUGUUGGACUUAGAGGCGUUCUCUUACAUAUCGGCAUCGUGCAGGCUGCUCUUCCUCAAGGAAUUGUUCCAUUUGUUUUUGCCAAGGAGUACAACGUGCAUCCUGAUAUUCUUAGCACAGGGGUUAUCUUUGGAAUGCUGAUUGCGCUCCCCAUCACGCUGGUUUACUACAUAUUGCUGGGACUCUAAAGCUCGAUGGACCUUUUGUAUUCAUCAACAGAGCCAAAGUCAGAAGGUUUCUGUAAAGAUUUUUGACUUAUCUGGUAGUUUUGUAUUCCCUAGUCUGACUGAGAUAGCCGAGGUUUUGUUAGCUAUGUAUUUGGCAAAAAAGAAGUCUCAAUUUAGGGACUAGUGGCUUAGAUAGUUUAAAUGAUCAGGCUUCAUGUAACUCUUUUAUUUUAUUUGAAGACUUUUGCAGCUGGUGUAAAAGGUCAUAUUAGUAACUUGAUCUUUGUUUCGGUCCAACAUGGAUUUCAUUCUGGCAUUUUCAGUGCCCGAAGUUGGUGGAAGUUUUAGUUA
Messenger RNA from Phoenix dactylifera (date palm), 2958 nucleotides. RefSeq names its product putative auxin efflux carrier component 1b. Lineage: Eukaryota; Viridiplantae; Streptophyta; Magnoliopsida; Arecales; Arecaceae. The record is from RefSeq and is a predicted model, not a curated record. Gene Ontology annotation, molecular function: auxin efflux transmembrane transporter activity. Gene Ontology annotation, cellular component: plasma membrane; endoplasmic reticulum. Gene Ontology annotation, biological process: auxin polar transport; auxin export across the plasma membrane.